AUGGACACCACGGCGACUGGCACGACCAGCAUAACCAACAACACCACCAGCACGACCGCCUCCAACAACAAGAACAAGAACAACAAGAAGAACAUUGGUCGCCUCCAAACACACACCAAGCGUCACAACACAAGCAACGCCGCCGGCGCCAUCGCAGACCCGAAGAGCAAGCAAGGUCAACCCCGACGAGGUCGUGGUCACAGCCCUGGUCGUGGUCGUGGGCGUGGUGCUGCUUCACUUGAUCAGCCCGCUGCCACCAGCUCCCAGCAAGCGCAACCGUCCACACGGAAUCGAGGUGGCGGUCGCCAUCGUCGUCGCCGCCCUCGCAAGGAUCGCCUUCGUGCCCACGCACUUCCCUCCCACUCGCCCACUGCCCCUGGUCACUUGAGCUUGCCGCUGCCAUUUGUCCCCUCGGCCAUUGAGCUCCCUGCACCCCUCCCUGCCAUCAACACAAGCAAACACAGCAUCAUCUCCGCGCCAGACUCGGCGAGUGAGCCGGCUGCCAUUUCACCCAACCCGACAUCGUCGCCAUCGUCGCUGCCUUCGGCCGCUGCCGUUGAUCCCCUCAAUCAUCUGACCGAUCUUGCGACCGCCGUCGCCGACAUUGACACCGACAGUGACCCGACCGCCAACAUGUCCUCGGAGGCGACCACUCAGCAGCGACAAAUCGACAAUGCCUGCGUCAUCGUGCCCGACCGCCUCUACUUUGCCACCGUUCGCCAAUUGCCCCCGUCCACACCAGAGGCCUUCUUCUUCACCGUCGAUUCUGAAUUUAAAUACGAAGCGUUCGUGUCCCGUCCUGCUACACACGCGCCCCGCAACUCGGCUCCAUCUCCCCAGCCUUUUGGCCUCACCAUGUGCGGGUUUUGUGCCGAUUUUGGCCCCUUCAACCUGAGCACGAGUGUGCGCUUCUGCCGCAAACUCUGGCAAUUCCUCGAGCAACCGCAACACAAAGAUCAGCGCAUCUACUUUUGCACCGGCACGGACAUGCAGGUUCGCAGCAACGCUGCUGCCCUCAUUGGCCUCUUCGCCGUCUGGUGUCUGAACAUGACAGAUGAGCAGGCCAUUGCUUGCCUCGACACGGCCAAACCGCCCUUUGCACCCUUUCGCGACGCCUCGUAUGCCCCAGUACUCUACAAGCUCCACGUGCGAUACGUCAUCUCAGGCGCCUACCAAGCCCUGCUCAACGGGUUUAUCGACGUCCAUACUUUUGAUCUUGACACGUACGACCAUUUCGAACGAGUGGAAAACGGUGACUUUACCACCAUCAUCCCCAACAAAUUUAUCGCCCUGGCUGGUCCCCACAAUACCCGCCACGUCGAUGACGGCUACACCCACCUCGCCCCCGAAAACCUCUUCGAACCCUUCCGCCGCCUGGGUGUCACGGACAUUGUCCGCCUCAACAAGAAAAUGUAUGACCGUACCAAGUUUACCCAGGCUGGCUUUGCCCACCACGAUCUCUUCUUCAUUGACGGCACCUGCCCCCCGCCCGCCAUUCUGGAGAGCUUUCUCGAAAUCACCGAAAAGUGCACCGGCACGGCCGUGGUCCACUGCAAGGCCGGCCUCGGCCGCACCGGCUCCCUCAUCGGCUGCUACAUGAUGAAGCACUAUCGUUUCAACGCCCCCGAAACCAUCGCCUGGCUCCGCAUUGCCCGCCCCGGCUCCGUCAUCGGCCCCCAGCAAACCUACCUGGUCAACCACCAAGCUGACAUGUGGCUCGCCUCCCCACCCACCGCGAAGCGCAAAGGCGAGGCAGAUCGCCCUCUCGCAGCCAUCACCGACCUUGCCGCCUUCCACAUUGUCACCUCCGCGUCCAAAGAUGAAAAUGCUACCGCACCGACCACCCCAACCAAAGAUGCCGGCCACACCAGCCUCUCGGCCGUCGCUCGCGCCCUUAGCGACAUUAUCCCCUCCAUCUUCCCCGAUGACUCAGCCUCGGCCCUUGAAUCGGCACACACUGGUGCUGCCAACUACAUUCCCGAAAGUGAACGCGGCUCGUCCUCCCAUGAUCACCUUUCACAAGGUGACAUCUUGACGCGCCGCAAAGCGCAGGCUCAACACAAGAAUCAACCGCUGCCCCCAUCACGGACGUGCCGCCCCACCACCUAUGAACCCAGUUCCUUUGAGACCUUUUGA
Monosiga brevicollis MX1 is the source of this 2136-nucleotide messenger RNA. RefSeq lists its product as uncharacterized. Gene Ontology annotation, biological process: protein dephosphorylation; regulation of exit from mitosis; cilium assembly. Gene Ontology annotation, molecular function: protein serine/threonine phosphatase activity; protein tyrosine/serine/threonine phosphatase activity. The record is from RefSeq and is a predicted model, not a curated record. NCBI's taxonomy places the organism in Eukaryota, Choanoflagellata, Craspedida, Salpingoecidae. Gene Ontology annotation, cellular component: spindle pole; nucleolus; kinociliary basal body. The coding region runs from base 1 to 2136 and encodes 711 amino acids. The transcript is spliced from 4 exons.